Messenger RNA from Owenia fusiformis, 1893 nucleotides. NCBI's taxonomy places the organism in Eukaryota, Metazoa, Annelida, Polychaeta, Sabellida, Oweniidae. The record is from the annotation of a GenBank genome assembly.
GAUUAAUAUGAGGGGUGCUAGGCCAAAAUAUUGAUUGCAAAAUCCAGCCUCGAGCCAAUUUCAAUGCAAUAUUAUUCUUUGAGCUUCUGAUCCUACUACAAGAGAAUCUGUACGGGAUCUAUUGCAACAACUAUGAUCUCUUCUUUUGAAAUGCAUUUGAGAAAUAAAUUGCAAUAUUGAUUACAAAAUUAUUAUAGCCCCCUAAAUUUGGACUAUUCCAAUUUUCAGUAAUUUAAUUGGCUGAUACACUUAACAUGGCGAAGCUGACCACCCGAUCGGACGUCUAAAUUCCACACAAUAUUUCAUGGUAUUGUGACACAAACAAGAUGUAACCACCUAUAAACGUUAAAUAACAUUUCUGGAUUUUAUUAAGACAAUAUCGGCGAGUCAAAAUGUCAGACGAUGACUAUGAAGCUCUACCUGAAACGAGUACCGUCUCAACUCACAUGUUGGCAGGAGCUGCUGCAGGAAUAAUGGAACACUGUGUCAUGUAUCCUGUUGAUUGUGUCAAAACAAGGAUGCAGUGCCUUGUUCCAGACCCUAAAGCCAACUAUAGAAGUUUAGCUGAUGCUUUCUACCGUAUCGUCCGCUAUGAGGGAAUAGGCAAUACUUUACGAGGCAUCAAUGCUCUAGUCGUGGGGGCUGGACCUGCUCACGCUAUGUAUUUUGCCUGUUAUGAAAAAUUAAAGACACUUCUUCAUGGUGGGGCUAGUAAAAACAAUGCAUUGGCCCCUCUUGCAAAUGGUGCUGCUGGGUGUUUUGCUACAGUGCUACAUGAUGCUGUAAUGAAUCCUGCUGAUGUGGUCAAGCAGCGUAUGCAGGUAUAUAACAGUCCCUACAAAGGUUGUAUGGAUUGCUUCAGGACUGUAUACAGGACAGAGGGGGGUAUUGCAUUCUACCGCAGCUUUACCACCCAGCUAGCCAUGAACAUCCCUUUCCAAUCUAUACACUUUGUUAUGUACGAACUAUGCCAAGAUUUGUUGAACAAGGAUCGUGAGUACAACCCUGUAUCUCAUAUGGUCUCUGGAGGCCUGGCAGGAGCAAUGGCUGCUGCAGUCACAACUCCUUUAGAUGUCUGCAAAACCCUUUUGAACACCCAGGAAAAAUGUGCUCUAACAAAGCAUAAUGCUAUCGAUGGGAUGGCACAAGCAUUUAGAACUGUAUAUGAAUUCCGUGGCUUUCCAGGGUUUUUCCGUGGGGUAAAUGCAAGAAUUGUAUAUCAGAUGCCUUCAACGGCGUUAUCUUGGUCAGUCUAUGAGUUCUUUAAGUACUUCAUCACGCAGCGUCAAACCAUUGAAGAACAUUACAUAGACUUUGACCAACCAUUGAAGGCUAGGGUAGGCUCAGUCUCUGCAGCAGAGACCUGAUGAUAACAUAUUGUAGACACAAUGUCAUGAAUGUCAUGCUUAAUUUACAAAUAAGAGUGAAAAAGAAUGGAAUUACAUGUAGCUCAAAAUAAAGUACAUCCGUGCAGCAUGAAGUACAAACUCAUAUUGUGAUAAAGCAUGGCAUAAUUGACAUUGUAUACUGUAUGUUAUUAGAUAUCAUGUUAAAGUGGUCAUUACAUUGAUUUAACUAUGCAUCAUGAUAAACUAUUGGAAAUGAAUGAUAAAUAAAAAUGUAUGAUAGAGUACUCUAGCAGGGUUGCCAUGAUCAGGGAAAAAUUGAGGAAUUUUCCCGAAAAUGCCUAAAACGAUUAAGGAAUUCCAGAAUUCUGGUAAAAGAAAGGGAAUUUGAAGUCUGUGACCACAAAAUAAAAAGAUACAUGAAAAAACAUGCUAAAAUCAUUUAAAUAUCCAGUCAGUGAACUUUCGUAUAUAAAAUCAAUACAUUUGGUUUGUAAUUUUAUGCUUGAAUUAGGGAAAAAUCUGGGAAUUUUGAUUUGAAAAUGUU